UUUUUCCUCAAGACGGGAAGUAGCUGACAGGCUUGCUGGAGUGAGCCACACCUCAGAUAUCGGAGUUGGGAGAAAGCUUUGGAAAGAGCACGAGGGCCGUGACUUCAAUGCUUUGGACAGCAGAAGAGCAACACAGCCAGGCAGAGGGGGCGUUGGAGAGGGGGGGACAGGACCACAACCCGGGCACCAUCCAGAGAGAGGAGCAAGGGAGCAGCUGAGGAGGAAGGGAUCAUCCAAUCGUUGGUAGGAAGUGAGUCCAGCCCAUCAGAUGAAGAGCCUUCAGUUCCGGAGCAUUGCCCCUAAGGCCCCGGCUGUGGUGCCGUCCCCCUCCCCUGCGGUCCUGUCCUGCCAGCCUCCGUCUGCCCUCCCUGAGGCUACCACCGCCUCCAGCCCCAAGUCCAUCAUUGUGCCCACCCAAAACUAUGCACUGAUGCAAAUAGCAGGUCAAGAUGGCACAUUCUCCCUGGUGGCACUGCCCCCUUCUGUCUCCUCUCAGACGCCACAACAACAAACCCAUACUAUCCAGAAAAACCUCAAGUUACCCAUUCCCAGAUACCAGCCAGUGAGGAGCAAGGGGACCACAGAUAAGGUCAAAUCUCCACCGCUAGCUGUCAGGGUGAAAACUGCCCCUAAGCUUUCUGUAACAGCGCAGACCAAGUCAGUGGUGAGUGGGGCAUCAGCAGCAGUGAAGAAGAAACCGCAAGAGACCAAGCACACAAAGGAAACCCCUGGGCCCAAAGAGGAGCCCUCAGAGCAGGUAAUUGUUAUCGACCCAGCCUCCUCUGACAUCUCAGUCACUGCUCUUCUACCAGACAAUGCUGUCCUCUAUCCGGGUUCUCAGUUGGAGCGAGUGCCAGAUGGCUGUGAACGACCUUCUACAACUGGCCUUAUUCAGAACCUCCAGUACCCCUCUGCUGCUGUUAAAAGCUCCCCAGGCAAAUCCCCAGAGGAAAAUACAACUACAGUGAGACUGUGCCAGUCAAAGCCAGCUGCAGCCCAGCCCCAGCCCCAGAGCAGUAUUACUGUCCUAUCCCCGGCAAUCUUCAGUAAAGCGGUCCAGAUUAUCCCAUCCCCACCUAAGGGGAAACUUCCCAUCCUGCCCUACUCUAAAAUGAAGAGCACCCUCAUCCCAGCUGCCAAGCCCAACAAUUUGUCCCCAGAGAAAAAAGGUUGCUCGGGCCAGACAGGACUCACCAGCCCCUUAGAAGCUACAUCUAAGACUCUCGAGACAGCUGAAGCCUUGAGUCACAACCAGGUGCCAAACUCUACUUUACAGCCCCAAGCCAAGACCACACUCAUGCCUGUUUUGGGAACCCACCAGAAACCACCUGGCAAGAAGAGAGGUAGGAAGAGAAAGACGAUGGAAGACAUCUUAGCGUUUGAGGCCCGAAAGAAGAGGUCCUUGUCUUUCUUCCGUAGAAGGGUUCCUGAGAAACCACCAGCCGUUGUUCCAGGUUCCAAACAAAAGGAAGUUGAUAUUUCAAAGAAAUACCGCAGCAUCCGACCCAAGCCCAUGUUGGUUAUGGAGACAGUUCCCCAACUGGUUAGUUUGCCUGCCAUUACCCCAGAUGGCCAAGAGCAGGAACUUAUACUUGGUCGUCAGCUCCCCACCACUGCCACAACCAAGGCCCUGGACCAGCCAGCCCCCGUAACCCUCCACCUGAGAGGUGGCUCCCACUCAAGAGUGUUCAUAGGAAGCCGUCCGCUCCACCGUUGCCCCACCUGCAGCCGCUGUUUCCAGUUCAAACAUCACCUCCAGAGCCACAUGAACAGCCACACCAACAGUCGGCCCUACAUCUGUCCUGUGUGCCGCAAAGCAUACGCUCACUCAGGCAGCCUGAGCACCCACAUGAAGCUACACCACUCUGAGGUACGACCACGUCGGUCUCUGUGCUGUGAGUUCUGCGAGAAGGCCUUCGGAUAUGUCGGUGUGUAUUUCAGUCACCUGAGAGAGGUCCACAAGGUGGUGCUGACCGUGGAGCCGUCGAUCAGCCAUCAUGAGGAUGACGUGUCUGUAGAAGGGCCGAACUCACCUGAGCCAUCAGAUGAACAGGAUCGAGAAGAUCCUGUGGAGUUGCAGAUUAAAUGUGGCCGCUGCCAGGCCAUCACUCCCACCUUCGCCGACAUGAAGAUGCAUUUGCUGUAUGUGCACGGGGAGGAGGUCCACAUUCGACUUCACGAUGGCCAACCACUACGAGGGGGCCGUGAGGCUGAGAAUGAGCUGGUGAAGCAUGCUGCCCACUAUUGGCGACAGCUAAACGAGAAACGUAACCUGGUGAAGUGUGGCAGCUGUGACGAGGAGUUCUUUUCCUUCUCCAAGCUUAAGAAGCACAUCAUGUCCCACCACCGUGGAAGGGAGGGUGAGGACAGCGGAAUCCUCUCGUCACCAGAAAGCAGUGGAGGCCUCGGCGUCCUUGCUGCAGGCGCAGCCUUUAACUGUGUGCUUUGCAGCGAGGUGUUGGACACGAAGGAGGUGGUUCUGGAGCACUGGAGGAGUCACCACCACUGUGAGCAGCCCGGCCUUCUGUGGGACGCCCUGAGCUCCUACACCGGCCAUGAAGAAGGUGAGGCAGACGGAGAUCUGGACACUCCAGCUCCAAGCCCACACUAGCCAGCCUAGCCCUUGGAUGGGCACGGAGCCCUUUACUGUGGCUCCUCCUCAUAUACACUCAGUCCUAACAAUCAGCAGCACAGGGAUAGAGAGUUUCUCUUAUGUCUUUUAGCACUAGUUUCAUCUUUCACCAGUUGAGACAUUUAACUUGGUCCAAAAGAGAAAAGAAAGUAAAAUAAUGUCAAGCCAAUGGUGUCAAUUGAUCUUUGUGUUAAAAGUCAUAAGAGAUAUUCUCACUAGGUCAGAGAAUCCAGUUUUAUAAACAAUAUAAUUUUUCAUGUUACUUUGAUUGCACUGUUUUGUUUUUGGAUUUCAUUUCGUUUGGAGGUAUGUAUUUAAUAUCCUGUUGGAAAUUAGAUGAUUAUUUUUUUCUACUGCUUAUUUAAAUGUUAUAAAGGGUAAUUUAUAACCUAACUGACACAGUAAAACUGUUAAAGGGUCAUUUCACCCUUUAGUCUAUCUAGCCAUGCAGGUAAUUUGGUUUAAUGUACUUGUUUUUGUAGAUGAACUCCAUAAAAAGUUUAAAAGUGCGUCGUGUGUGGAUACAGUUACAGUGAUGAAACAUUCACCUUCAGCAGGUGGAGGCCAGAGCCUUGGUGACAGUGACUACUCGCAGGAUUAGUGGUGAACUGCUGUAGCGACAAGUUAAUUGUGAGCCACAAUAGCUCUCAGAGCAUCUCUCCAUUUUUUCUCUCUACUGUACGACUCUUUAUUCCUCGUUGCAUUUUGUUCACCACUGUAUGCAAUUUCUUUGAACAAAAAGUAACUGACGAGUGAAAGUAAAGCUGUCUGAUCUAAUGAGCUCUGUUAGCUUAGCUUGGCCAUUAGAGGAAUAAUAUUUUCACUUUAUUCUAAAGACGUAUUUGUGCUAUUGACAUCUAUUUAAUUCUUGGUGCAUCCAGGCGUUUUCUCUGUGGAUUAUCCAGAGGAAUAAAAUGGAUAAUUAUUUAUAGGGGCAUUUUAAGCCUUGAUUAAAUAGUGUUAGUAGAGAGAUGAGGUGCGACAAAGGCCCUCGGUCGCACAGAUGGUAAUUCAGUUUUUAAAACGUCGUUUUAAAAUGCUGAGUGCCACAAACAAAUUCCAUUCACCUCCAUUUAUGUAAGGUGGUGUCAGAAAUUACAAAGAUGUCAUCCUCAGUGAAACUACCAAAUCUGCAUGGCUAGAUACCCCUACAGAGGCAGAGAACAUGUUUAAUUAGUUUGGACUGAAUCUUGAAAAUACUGAACAUAUAAGUAUAAAUGUUACUACAAGAGAACAUCGUCUACGAUCACAGAGGCUGACAAUUGAUCCAUAGAACUUGGUAUAUUACAAGUUAAAAUAAAUUAGUAUCUGUACAAUCCUCUGAUUAAAUAUUGCUCACAUAACAGAAAAUGUACAUUUUCAGUUAUGCUUUGAGCGUCCACCUCACAGUCUAAUUAAGGGCAGUAUCAGGGUCUUGUUUCAACUUGGACCCAAUGAAGGAACACUUUUGUAACCAGCACCCAAGUGACAUCCUUGUGGCCUUCUGAAAAAAAAAAUAGGUGUUCAUGCGUGAUGUGGCUUAUCAUCAGUAUGGUCCUCUGUAGGCCAGGUUCUCUCUUAUUGACUUGUUGAUUAAUGCCUAUAUGUGUAUUCUGUGAUAUGCCAAGGGUCUAUUCACACUAGUGAUUGUAGAAGUGAGGUUUGCAUUUAAGCUUUCUAAAACCACUGACAGAAUACCGUUUGUUGAUUUAGUAAAUACGCAAAUAAAACCAUUGAAUUGCCUACCUGUUGUUGCCAGCUCAUGUACGCACCUGUGGAAUUGUGUGCACCCAGACUCUGACUAGAGUUCAUAUAAACUGUUGUCAAGUCCAGAAAAAUAUGCUAUUUUAUACUCUAGAUUAAUAAAGAGGUCUUUUAGUAUAUUUAUGCUUGUGAUUGGUCCUUAAAGAACCAGCACUGAGACAUUUGUUACGUUUGCUUCUUCUGAUUUCGAGGGAUGCUUACUGUCUUGUUUCUUGGUUGGGAGGCCGUUACAAAAUGGCAAGUAGCUCUGUUAACAUUUGUCUGUGUUUAUCUUUCAUAUGAAGAAGA
Stegastes partitus (bicolor damselfish) is the source of this 4663-nucleotide messenger RNA. It is a transcript of the gene znf438, whose product is annotated as zinc finger protein 438. Gene Ontology annotation, biological process: regulation of transcription by RNA polymerase II. The record is from RefSeq and is a predicted model, not a curated record. NCBI's taxonomy places the organism in Eukaryota, Metazoa, Chordata, Actinopteri, Pomacentridae. The coding region runs from base 269 to 2611 and encodes 780 amino acids. The transcript has 5 exons. Gene Ontology annotation, cellular component: nucleus. Gene Ontology annotation, molecular function: DNA-binding transcription factor activity, RNA polymerase II-specific; sequence-specific DNA binding.